This is a messenger RNA of Daldinia loculata, 1235 nucleotides long. RefSeq lists its product as uncharacterized. Lineage: Eukaryota; Fungi; Ascomycota; Sordariomycetes; Xylariales; Hypoxylaceae. The record is from RefSeq and is a predicted model, not a curated record. The transcript has a single exon. Bases 64 to 942 code for a protein of 292 amino acids.
CUAACGACCUGUCAAAAGACUAAGGCUACCGAAGAGCAAACCGAUGCUUCCUCUUUCUUAUGCAUGCUAGAACCUCUUUCUGGCCACAACGUGAUCCUCGAUAUGACUCGAUACUUCGCUACUCAGAUCCACCAUCUGUCCCAAGAAAGGGAUAACCUCAAAAACCAGAUGGCUGAUCUCACGAAGCAGGCAACCGAUAUACUGCUGCAUCUACAGGAAUCCAUCGAUGCAAACAAGCCAGCCAUACAGCCCAUUCAGCACGCAGCAAAGCCAAGCCCCGUUGAACAGACCCCCCAGUCUAUCUCCAGAACCUCAGCAGUCCCACAGCUCGAUCGAGAUGAUAUCGGCCGGUUCAACCCCAGUCACCUUGACGAGCGGGGCGCGGGCAUGGUGACCGAUGGCUGCACCUUGGUCUUUACCGACGUGGACCUCUUCGUCGAGCACAUCGAAUCUUUCCUGCAAGACCCUGCCACAGCCGCAGCCAACGAGAGGCAAAUCUUGCAAUGGCUCGAGACCCUACUAAACGGCUCGGCAGCUAUGUGGUGGAGCCACGAGCUAACCCGCGUCGAUCGACGGGCCCUUCGACUCGCGGGCCUACCCGAGAUACUAGUGGACUUGGAACGCCGGUUCCGCCUCAACCCGGCCGUGGCAGCAGUCAAGUUCGAGCAUGGCAAGCUGAGUCUCCGGGAGAUUGCCUUCGACGAGAACAGACCGAUGCAAUUCGUUCGAACGAAGCUGCGAUAUGCGAGAGCGAUGGAGCUCUUGGAUGAGGAUAACACCGAGUGGUUGUUUGUUAUGCUCCAGAUCUGGUUCAGUAUGGACGUCGAAGUUAGGGCGGUUUUAAGCCCUCCUUCUCCGUCGCAGACGCUUGACCUCUACUUGGAGGAAAUCAACAAGACAGCCCCGGAUCUUAUGGGCCGGGCGCUGAAGCUUCACUAUUGAUCUGGGAAGAUGGAUCGUUAAUCAAAUCCGACUAUCAAACUGGAGGUUCAAGCAAUGAGUCCACCGAUACAACCGGUGAUGAGCCAACAGUGUUCAUAUUGAACAACAAGCUUUCAAUGAUAUAAACGAUCUUAUCAUCGCAACUAAAGAUCACUUUCUAACCCAUUCAUCUUCGGCAUUUCACGUAUAUUCCAGAGGAACAAUUUGCGACAAACUACCUACCCAAGGGACCUAGAUAUAUUACACAGCAUCAUCAUAUGCUAUAUGAGGUACCUAAUCUGGCGGCGAUCAGA